Molecule: messenger RNA, 882 nt
Organism: Theobroma umbraticum
Lineage: Eukaryota; Viridiplantae; Streptophyta; Magnoliopsida; Malvales; Malvaceae
Product: cyclin-dependent kinase inhibitor 7-like
Biological process (GO): negative regulation of cyclin-dependent protein serine/threonine kinase activity
Cellular component (GO): nucleus
Molecular function (GO): cyclin-dependent protein serine/threonine kinase inhibitor activity
Source: RefSeq, a predicted model, not a curated record
CUCCGCCUAAAGCCCGAAAAGGAAACAGAGGUCUUUUCCUCUCUUUUAACUACAACCAAAAGAGAAAAGAAUGGGUGAUCGUAUGAGGAGCUGUAAACGAAGUGCCGAAACAGCAGAGAUGGAAGCCUCGAGCACAAGCUUCUCAUUAUCAAAGAGAAGAAAAACCGUUGAUUCUCGAGAAUUGCAGGAAUUCGAGUUAACUUCACCGGAUAUUGAGCUCGAAAACCCUCACUUCCUUUCAAAUUCGCAGGACAAGCCUAUUACCGUUGCCACCUCCUCGAAUUCCGGUGGAGUACUCGCUGGCGACAUGUGUUCAAGCCUCUGCUCCGGCGAGUCAUCGGCUUCUCGUUGUUCUAGCAAUGAGUCUUGUGAUAUCGUCAACGAUAGCUUUAGAUUCGUAGAUCUAGAGGCCAAGAGUUUCGAAACUGAAAUCUCAACGUGCAUCAAUAUCAACAAGUUCAGUAGAGAAACAACUCCAUUAAGCGAGCUCUGCGGAGACUCAGACGAAAUGGAAUCGCCUGAGAAAAAACCGCCACCGUCACCGUCGAAGCCGCCGAAGAAGCCGUCCCAAGAGGAGAUCGACGAGUUCUUUUCCUUCGCUGAAAAGUACGAGCAAAAACGAUUUGCAGAGAAGUACAAUUAUGAUAUUGUCAAGGAUGUUCCUCUCGACGGUCGAUACCAAUGGGUUCGGUUAAUGCCUUGAAGACAGAGAGACAAAGAAAGAAAAUGAAAGAGAGAGAGAGGGGGUAGAAUAACACGAGGUAGCACGGAGAUUGCAUUUGACAAAGAAGGAAGGGGUGGCCGGUAGUUUGUUAUUUGUACAGUUCUUUUGCCAUUAUCUAAUGUAAGAAAAAGCAAGCAGGCUCAACCGCUUUUUUUUUU